AUGGCUAGUUUGUUUCGUAAUAUUUUUCAAUAUACAAAAUCGAGGAGUUUGUCGCGUCCAAUUUGUAAGCAGUUUAACGUUAUAACACCUAAAUUUAAAUCUACGCGUUUAUUGCAAAAUGGUCUAAAUGCUGGAAUACAUACUUCCAAAAAAACACAGAAUGCUUCCACUAGUUCUUCACCUUUGGAAUUUCCGUCUUCAUUACCACCACCACAAACAACAGUAGAAGAAGCAGCUACAACAGAAAUUAUUGAUAAAAAAAUCGGAUCAAAUCCACCAUUAGAUUUUCCCUGUAUUGAUAAUUUAUUAUUUCGUACUAGAUCAUUAGAUGGAGGACCAGAACCUGCGUAUGAAAAAAUAGUUUCAGGAUAUUCGGUUUAUCAUCAUACUAAACCAUUAUUAUGUGAUUAUGGAGGUUAUUUACCAGAAUUUGAUAUUGCAUACGAAACUUGGGGUGAAUUAAAUGAAAAAAAAGAUAAUGCAAUUUUAAUUCAUACUGGAUUAUCUGGAAGUAGUCAUGCCAAAAGUCAUGUAAAUAAUGUUAAUCCUGGUUGGUGGGAACAAUUUAUUGGUCCAGGACUUUCAAUUGACACCAAUAAAUUCUUUGUCAUUUGCACUAAUGUAAUUGGAGGAUGUUAUGGUUCAACUGGUCCUUCAGGAAUUGAUCCUUCAGAUGGAGAACGUUAUGCAACUAGAUUUCCUAUAAUAACAAUUUUUGAUAUGGUACGAGCUCAAUUCUUAUUAUUAGAUAAUUUGGGAAUUAAUAAAUUAUAUGCUAGUGUGGGUAGUAGUAUGGGUGGAAUGCAGUCAUUAGCAGCUGCCCAUUUAUAUCCAGAACGAGUAUCACAAAUUGUUAGUAUUUCUGCUUGUGCGAGAUCUCAUCCUUAUUCAAUUGCAUUAAGACAUACUCAGCGUCAAGUUUUGAUGUCUGAUCCGAAUUGGAAUAAAGGAUUUUAUUAUAAUUCAAUUAUUCCACAUGUUGGGAUGAAGUUGGCUCGUGAAAUUGCUACUAUUAGUUAUCGAUCAGGUCCUGAAUGGGAACAAAGAUUUGGUAGAAAACGUGCAAAUGCAGAUCAAGACCCAGCAUUGUGUCCUGACUUUCUAAUUGAAACUUAUCUAGAUCAUCAGGGUGAACGUUUCUGUCUACAAUAUGAUCCAAAUUCGCUUUUAUAUAUUUCAAAAGCAAUGGAUUUAUUUGAUAUGUCUUUAUCCACAUUAGAAAUAAUUAAUCAAAAACGAAAGAUAAACACUGAAAAAUUUCAAAAAUAUGGAAUAGGAGGAUUAAUUAAUGAUCAAUUGUGUUAUAUACCUUCAAAUAAUUCUGCUACAUCACAACAAUCACAAUCACAUUCACAACCAAAACGUAAACAUAUGUCAUCAUUAAUUUCUAAAAAUAUUGAGGAUAGAAAUGAUCUUGUACAAGGAAUGUCUAAAAUUCAAGUUCCUGCUUUAGUAUUAGGAGUACAAUCUGAUAUAUUAUUCCCUUUUUGGCAACAAAAAGAAAUUGCUGAAUGUUUAAGAGAAGGUGGAAAUGAUGAUGUAACUUAUUAUGAAUUAGAUUCUAUGUAUGGUCAUGAUACUUUCUUAAUUGAUUUAACUAAUGUUGGUAGUGCUGUUAAAGGACAUUUGGAAUUUGGUGGUUAA
This is a messenger RNA of Diversispora eburnea, 1644 nucleotides long. The record is from the annotation of a GenBank genome assembly. NCBI's taxonomy places the organism in Eukaryota, Fungi, Glomeromycota, Glomeromycetes, Diversisporales, Diversisporaceae.